Molecule: messenger RNA, 930 nt
Organism: Rotaria sordida
Lineage: Eukaryota; Metazoa; Rotifera; Eurotatoria; Philodinida; Philodinidae
Source: the annotation of a GenBank genome assembly
AUGAUUUCUUUUACCGAUAAUCAUUUUAAAAGACUUAGUAUGAUCAGUAGUGUACCAUCAUCAUCCAAAGAUAGUGUUGAUUCUCAACUAUCAAUUAAAUUAUCUCGAUCAAAAUCAAAGUUAGAUUCAAUCGGUUACCAUAUAGAAAAAAAUUAUAGAGAAACAUCAUUAAAUGAACAAUCUAAAGAAAAAACAUAUUGUUCUGGACAAUUAUUAUUUUCUGGUCCCUUAAUUUUAUGUAUAAUUCUUUUAAUAAGUGGCAUUCUUCUUUUUAUUAUUGUUGGGCAAAAAAGUAACAAAUAUAGAAAAAAAGAAAAAACAAGAAUUGAAUAUAGAAAUUCAUUUAAUUCUACUGACAAUGAUAGUUAUAUACCAAUCUUAUGUCCAUUUAGUAAACCAGAAAAGAGUAUUCAAACAGAAUUCGCUUUGAGUGAACUAAAUUGUGCUCGUCAUCGCUCGUCUCUUAUUCAUAUGUAUUAUUUAAAUAAUUCUUAUCCUAUAAAUCCAGGUGAAAAAUUAAUUAUAAACAAUGUAAUCAAGCCACCGACUGUUCAACUUAACUUUGAGUUUUUAUCAAAACUAAAUUCAAAUUCAUUUGUUCUUAUAUUAAUCGAUCCAAUUCACAUCUCAACAGAUUUUGAUAGUGUUGUUCUUCAUUGGAUUCGAUAUUUUUCUUCAUCGUUAGAUGAUGAACAUGAUAUUUGUCAUUAUAAAUUUAUACAAGCUACAUCUAAUUUUCAUCAGCAAAAAAUUGUUUUACUCUAUGCAACAAAUUCGAGUAAGAUGAUGAUAAGAGCGAAAACAAUAUGUAACAGAAUGACAGAUUGGUUUCAAUUAACUGAUUAUGUCAUGUUUAUCAAACUCAAACUUAUAGGUGCAACACAUUUUUUACUUCGUUUAUCUGGCCAAACGUACGAAAAUGGCGCUUAG